CCACAAGACAGUCGAAGAACCAAUUUCUUUGUCAAAAUGAGUUUUAUCGUUGGGUUCAUUAAUCUGGGUCGGUUGUAAAAUCAACUUGAGAAAGUAAAAUCAAGGAUCAAAAUGCACCCUUUUUCUGUGUUGGGGACUCAGUUGUCAAAAACUUAUAAAUGGGGACCCAAAUGCUACCUGGAGUCAAUGUUUAGGGAUCCAACUGUGAAUUUCCCUUUUUCAAACUACUGUAAAAACCUAACGAAGAUAAUUACUCAGCCUCUAUCCUGUGUGGCUGUGUCAAACACCAGACUUAAUUUAUCCCCAAAUCCGCCUUAGCUUAUUUGUUGUUCCAUAUUGUUUACACUCAAUCUGUUCGUUUUUCAGGCUUGAAAGCAAACUUCAUUAUUGCAGACUUGCAGUUGCUGAUUGUUUUGAAAUACCAAUUAGGGCUUAAAUUCUCCAGAUUAGCUUAUAGAAGUUGGAAGACAUGGACAUGGAGGCAACUAAAUCAUCGGUCCAGAGUGAAAGGAUAAACAAAGAAUCUCCGCAAUUGGUUGCUGUGUUAAAAGAAAUGAAGGAAGGCUUGGAUACUGUGAGGAUUAAAGUUCAGGCUUUGACAGCUAAGGUGAAAGCAGAAAAUUUCCACACCUCAGAUGGAAUAAGUUAUCUUGAAGCCAAACAUCUACUGCUGCUGAAUUACUGUCAGUCCCUUGUCUACUAUUUACUUCGCAAGGCAAAAGGGUUAUCAAUUCAAGGACAUCCUGUAGUACAGAGCCUUGUUGAGAUAAGAUUAUACUUAGAGAAGAUUCGCCCUAUUGACAAAAAACUUCAGUACCAAAUUCAAAAGCUAAUGAAAGUUACAACAAACCCAGAGAAAAAAUCAGGUUCGACUGAGAAAGAAGCUGAUACAAAUCAGAAGACUGAGGACUUAUUGAAAUAUCGUCCAAAUCCAGACUUGCUCGUUAACAAAAUUAAUACUACUUCGGAGGAUGGUGAUGGUGUGUAUCGGCCACCAAAAUUGGCCCCUGCUGCUAUGGAGGAAGAUAAGAUGUCAAGAGAGGAGAGAAAUGCUUUGAGAAAAGAGAGAGAAAAUAUGCGACAAGCGAAGCAGAGUGCUUAUGUAAGAGAAUUGAUGAAUGAUCUGGAAGGCAGACCUGAAGAGAUAACAGAGUCUGUAGGACCUGAAAGUAGAGAACUGACAAAGUAUAUGGAAAAGAUGGAAGAACGUGCUCGACAAGAGGAGGAACAUUUCACACGUGCUCCUCUUACAAAAUCAGAGAAAAAGACAAUGAAACAUUUGAAGAAGUCUAGAAAUGGGUUACUUGGCCUGACAGAAAGUUUCUAUGAUGAGAUUAAAAGUUUACCAUUAGGUGACAACUUUAACAAGGAAUCGACCACCUUCGAUGUUGGCAGCAGUGGAGAUAGAAAAUUGAAGAAACGCAAGAGGAAGCAUUGAGUGACACGGUCAAGCUCAGGUCAGGCUAAUACAAAUUACUAUAAAAACUAGAGGACGCCAUGGUUUCCAUGUCUAUUCACUGAAGACUUGAGACGUGCUUUUUUUGGCAUUGAAAUGAAGGCUUUCCCACCCCUUCCAGAGACUUGAAUUCAGAAGGGAUUGAUAUUGCCCUCUUUUUUCAACUUAGUUGAUGCAAACAUUGGCUUACGUGGCCUGAGAAUGUUUAGCCCCCUGUUUGAUGACCAUUAUUAUGAAAAAUAAUGUUUUCAAUAGUAAUUUUUCAGAGAAUGUGAUUAAAAAGUA
Olea europaea var. sylvestris is the source of this 1741-nucleotide messenger RNA. Its product is annotated as neuroguidin. Gene Ontology annotation, cellular component: nucleolus; small-subunit processome. Lineage: Eukaryota; Viridiplantae; Streptophyta; Magnoliopsida; Lamiales; Oleaceae. Bases 470 to 1438 code for a protein of 322 amino acids. The record is from RefSeq and is a predicted model, not a curated record. Gene Ontology annotation, biological process: maturation of SSU-rRNA from tricistronic rRNA transcript (SSU-rRNA, 5.8S rRNA, LSU-rRNA). The transcript has 10 exons.